This is a messenger RNA of Trametes versicolor FP-101664 SS1, 1041 nucleotides long. RefSeq lists its product as uncharacterized. The record is from RefSeq and is a predicted model, not a curated record. Lineage: Eukaryota; Fungi; Basidiomycota; Agaricomycetes; Polyporales; Polyporaceae. The transcript is spliced from 2 exons. The coding region runs from base 1 to 1041 and encodes 346 amino acids.
AUGCUUCCCACCGACACUAUCGACUCCAUCACCCCCGACCGGAUCGCUGGAUGGAUCAACAUCCUACACGGCCCGCUCACCUCCCAGUGCGAGGCUACCGAGGUCCAAUUCAACAUGCUACUCGACAUCGUUCUUGUCUACAGGGCCUUCGCGCUCGGGCACGUCGCAGUCAACCCCGAAGACUUCGUCAUGUUUGCAGAUCGUCUGAUCAGGGCUGCGAGCGAGCUUCAUCCAUUUGAUCGUGCCGACGAGGAGCUUGCGGACAUCGCGGCCUGGUUACGUAUCAACUUUCCCAAGGCUACAGAAGCCCUCGCACACAGCGGCCAUACCCUUGCAAGCAACCUCGCUCAGCUCUCCCUUGAGGCUGCGAUACUGGACUACCCUUCCAACCUGCUCCCAGGCUUUGCGCGUGCCGCACAGGAUGUGCCCUCGUCCGACGCGCCUGCCUCCGUGGCGCCCGCGUCCAUCCCUGUCCCUGUAUCUGUCCCCGCAUCUGUCCCCGCAUCUGUCCCCGUGUCUGCUUCUGUGUCCCUCCCUGCAACCACUGUGCUGCCCGUUACGCCCUUGCCCAAGACCGCUGUAUUCACGCUGCCAUCCUCGCCGUCUCCUAGUGCUGCGCCCGUGACACCCCUCCCGUCCAAACCCCUCUCGACGGUCAGAUCACACAAGAUGCUCGCCAGCCCUGCAAUCCAGCGCAUGCAGCAGCUUCUCACUGCGUCGCCGCGCAUGCCUUCCAGCACCGUCACCUCGCCACACACAUCAUCCAACACCACCCCGCCUCACACGUCAUCCGCUGCUUUCCAUGCGCUCGGCGCCGACUUCGGCAUUGAUGAUGUCCUUCCUGUCCUUAUGGAGUGCACGCGGCGCGCACGCCACCGCCAUCAUGCUCCUGCGCAUCAUCGCCCGUCUGCUGUGGAUGGUGCACAGUCUGACUCGGACUCUGCCCCGUCUCUCAUGACGGUGGACUGCUCGUCGUGCAGUGAGUAUGACACCCAGGAUGGCUCGGACCUAGAGGUGGGGGGUUCCUCGGAUGUCGAGUAG